Molecule: messenger RNA, 582 nt
Organism: Psilocybe cubensis
Lineage: Eukaryota; Fungi; Basidiomycota; Agaricomycetes; Agaricales; Agrocybaceae
Exons: 7
Coding region: 1-582 (193 amino acids)
Biological process (GO): protein polyubiquitination; proteasome-mediated ubiquitin-dependent protein catabolic process
Molecular function (GO): ubiquitin conjugating enzyme activity
Source: RefSeq, a predicted model, not a curated record
AUGUCUAAAUCAUCAGCUUCAACCACUAUGCUUUUGGCGAGGCAAUUCGAGGCCCUCAGGAAACAACCAGACUCGGGUUUCUCAGUAGGACUCUUCGAGGAAGACAACUAUUAUGAGUGGAAGGUAUUGAUUAUCGGGUAUGUUCAAAUACGACAUUGUGCUCUCCUCUCCUGGAAACUGACUCUUUCCCAUACUAGGCCUCCUGAUACCCUCUAUGAAGGAGGAUUUUUGGAAGCUCGCCUGUCUUUCCCGCCAGAAUUUCCUUUGCUUCCUCCCAAGAUGCAAUUCAUUACCGAAAUGCAUCACCCAAACAUUUACAAGGACGGUACUGUGUGUAUAUCGAUUCUUCACGCACCUGGUGAGGAUCAGUACGGAUAUGAAGAUGCUGGGGAGCGAUGGAUGCCCGUUCACACUGCAGAGUCCAUUCUCGUUAGCGUUAUCUCCCUCCUUUCAUCGGACACACCUAAUCUUGACAGUCCUGCCAACGUCGACGUCGCCAAACAGAUUCGAACAAAUCCUGCAGCGUAUAAAAAGGAAGUUCGAAGACUGGUGCGAAAGAGUGCAGAGAAAGCCUUCGAGUAG